This is a messenger RNA of Yarrowia lipolytica CLIB122, 1869 nucleotides long. RefSeq lists its product as uncharacterized. Gene Ontology annotation, biological process: protein dephosphorylation. Gene Ontology annotation, molecular function: protein binding; protein phosphatase regulator activity. Lineage: Eukaryota; Fungi; Ascomycota; Dipodascomycetes; Dipodascales. Gene Ontology annotation, cellular component: cytoplasm; protein phosphatase type 2A complex. The record is from RefSeq and is a predicted model, not a curated record.
AUGGAACAAGAAAACAUUGACAUUCCUGACGAGCUGUACCCCCUGGCUCUGCUCAUGGACGAGCUCAAACACGACGAGUUUUCGCUGCGAAUCUCUGCUAUGAAAAAACUGCAGCUCAUCGCCGCAGCCCUACGCCAAGAGCGAUGCCGUGACGAACUCAUCCCCUUUCUGGAGGAUGUCACACAGGAGGACGAGGACGAGGUCCUGACCGUGCUGGCUGAGGAGCUCGCCAACCUGGUUCCCUACAUCGGAGGCCCCGAGUACUCGCACCUGCUGAUCCCCUCUCUAGAGACCCUGUCUUGCAUGGAGGAGCCUGUUGUUCGGGACAAGGCCGUGGAGUCCAUCAACCGAAUCUGUGAGGGAUUGCCGUCACGUGAUCACGUGGCCCAGACCAUCCUGCCUCUGGUGAAACGGCUUUCUUCUGCAGAGUGGUUUUCCUCCAAGGUCUCUGCCACCGGUCUCUAUGCUGCUGCCAUUCGACACUGUCCUACCGAGGCUGUUCCCGAGCUUCUCAAGCAGUAUGGAGAGCUCACACGAGAUGACACCCCCAUGGUCCGUCGAGCUGCCGCCACCCACUUGCCUGCAGUGAUUGAGGCUUUGCCCGCGGAAGCUGAUUCUCCUGAGGCCGACGACGAAAUCUACUCCAUGUUCAAGGCACAGGUGGGCGACGACCAGGACAGCGUGCGACUGCUGUCGGUCAACGUGCUGAUUGCCAAGGCCGAGAAGCUCAAGCGACAGGGCAACUCGCAGCACACGUCUUCGCUGAUCGAGUUUGCUCUCGCACUGCUCCAUGACCCCUCGUGGCGGGUGCGAUACAUGUGCGCCGACCGGUUCGAGAAGCUAGCCGAGUCGCUCACCUCAGUGGUGCCUGAGGAGGGCGUGGAGAAGACGGAGGUGGACGAGAUGGAGCGAGCUUUUGUGCCCGAGUUCAUCAAGUUCAUGCAGGACGGCGAGGCUGAGGUCCGGACAGCGGUGGCCAAGCAGGUGCCUGGCUUCUGCCGGCUCGUUACCCCCGCCAACCUCGACAAGAUUGUUGCCAACGUCGAGGAACUAUCUCAGGACUCGUCCCAGCACGUGCGGGCUGCUCUGGGCUCCGAGAUCUCGGCCCUGGCACCGCUGCUCGGCAAGGAGAAGACAAUUGAGACUCUGCUGCCUACAUUUCUGCAGAUGCUCAAGGAUGACUUCCCCGAUGUGCGGCUCAACAUUAUUUCCAAGCUUCAUCUGGUCAACAAGGUGAUUGGUAUUGAUCUACUGAGCCAGAGUCUGCUUCCUGCAGUCUCGGAUCUCGCGCAGGACAAGCAGUGGCGAGUGCGCCUGGCCAUCAUCGAGUACAUCCCUCUGCUGGCCACACAGCUGGGCGUCUCCUUCUUCGACAAGGAGCUGGGUCCCCUGUGCAUGACCUGGCUGUGGGACAGCGUCUACUCGAUUCGAGAGGCCGCCACACAGAACCUCAAGAAGCUGACCAAGGUGUUUGGUGUGGACUGGGCCAAGGACGAGAUUCUGCCCCACAUUAUCGUCGUUGCUGCGGAUUCCAACUACCUGUACCGACUCACGGCCCUCUGUGCCGUGACCACACUCAUCCCCGUGGUGGACGAGUCGAUGAUCAAGACAUCCAUUCUGCCGUUCAUUGCCGAGCUCAUCAACGACCCCAUCCCCAACAUCCGUUUCAAUGUGGCCAAGACGUACACAGAGUUGGUGCGGGCUCUGCACGAGGAGAAGAUCAGCUCGCCUGAGGUGAUUGAGGAGAUUUGCACAUCGACCGUGAUCCCCCACCUGGAGCGGCUUUCCACCGACGGCGAUGUGGACGUGCGCUACUUUUCCACCAAGGCUCUGGAGGACAUUGCCGAAAUCAAGAAGGCUCACGCAUAG